GAGACAUUUUUUCUCAACGGCAUUAAUUCCUCAUUUUGAUUUUGAAGUGCUAAUAUUCUACAUCAUUUUAGUCAAAACUCAAUAGCACAGUAUUUGAUUACCUUUAUUCUUUUCUUUGAAUUUCAUCCCACUGUUAAUGAAUGCUGUAGGUUAAAUUCUCAAAAGGCUGCAAUGCAUAGUCUACGACUGGCUAGAAAUCAUUCUACAUCUGAACAUGAAAGGCUUGUCUAUGAAGGAUGGAUAUUAUACGACAUUGGCCACCAUGAAGAGGCGCUUGCUAAGGCAGAGGAGUCAAUUGCCAUCCAGAGAUCAUUCGAAGCUUUCUUCCUUAAAGCAUAUGCUUUAGCAGAUUCAAGCCUUGAUGAAGAGUCUUCAUUGUAUGUUAUACAACUUUUGGAAGAAGCUCUUAGAUGCCCAUCAGAUGGACUUCAGAAAGGACAACUAAGGAAAUAUGUCUUUGUUGACUGUGCUAAACUAGACCAGGCUGCUACCUGCUACAUGAAUGCACUCAACAUCAAGCAUACACAAGCACAUCAGGGUCGGGCACGGGUAUUUCAUCUCAAAAACCAACUAAAGGCUGCAUAUGAUGAGAUGAAAAAGCUGAUAGAGAAGGCCUGGAACAAUGCUUCAGCUUAUGAGAAGCAUUCAGAAUAUUGUGAUCAAAACAUGGCAAAGAGUGAUCUUAGUAUGACAACAAAAUUAGAUCCCUUAAGGACUUAUCCAUGCAGAUACAGGGCAGCAGUUCUAAUGGAUGAUUACAACGAAGAUGAGGCCAUUGCAGAGCUAACAAAAGUAAUAGGUUUCAAGCUAGACCUGCAGCUACUGCAUCUUCGAGCUGCAUUUCAUGAUUCAGUGGGUGACCAUGAAUCUGCCAUCAGAGAUUGUGAGGCAGCCCUGUGUCUUGAUCCUGGUCAUUCUGAUACUCUUGAGCUAUAUAACAAAGUCUGCGAGCAGGUCUAGGAACAAGAAAAUCGACAGGAUACCUGUGGACAAUCAUAUUGUUGACACCUUUUUCUUCUUUCAGAUUCUUUUUGUUCCACUAGAUGAUGGAAGGCCAGCAUAUUUUAGAUUUUGCCUCUGGAAAAUUGAGAAGCAAGAAGAAAGAAAUUGACACUAGAAAAGCUAGCAUGUACAUAUUUUCCCUCUUGGUUAUGGAUUGGAUGACUUGACAUAGACAAUAGCAAUUCAGAGAUGCAGCCGCCGCUUCAAUCUUUAGCUCCAGCAAAGCCGCAAAGGGGGUGAAAUAUACGACAGAAAAUAGGAAUCAUGUAAAUGAAAUGGAAGCAUUCCG
Rubroshorea leprosula is the source of this 1291-nucleotide messenger RNA. Lineage: Eukaryota; Viridiplantae; Streptophyta; Magnoliopsida; Malvales; Dipterocarpaceae. The record is from the annotation of a GenBank genome assembly.